This is a messenger RNA of Aspergillus chevalieri, 2487 nucleotides long. RefSeq lists its product as uncharacterized. Gene Ontology annotation, biological process: DNA-templated transcription; regulation of DNA-templated transcription. The transcript has 2 exons. The record is from RefSeq and is a predicted model, not a curated record. NCBI's taxonomy places the organism in Eukaryota, Fungi, Ascomycota, Eurotiomycetes, Eurotiales, Aspergillaceae. Gene Ontology annotation, molecular function: zinc ion binding; DNA-binding transcription factor activity, RNA polymerase II-specific; DNA binding. Bases 1 to 2487 code for a protein of 828 amino acids.
AUGAAUACAGCCCAGGCGGGGGAUCAACAGCAGAACACGGCCCCAGGAAUAACCGAUGACCCUUCCAACGGCAGCGCCUCCGGUAAGAAACGAUGGAGACGCAACCGGAUAGCCUGCGACUCGUGUCAUAGCCGUCGCGUGCGAUGCGACCGGGCCUUCCCAUGUUCACGCUGCCUGCGCAAUGAGACCCGAUGCGAAUUCACACGAGAACUUCGGAAGCGCGGGCGGAUUGCACGAUCGAAGCAGGCGGGGCUGGAUACCGCCAAUGGCGCAUCGGACAGGCGUGCUGUUGAGCGCAACAAUAUGAAAACAGUGUCGCCGACGAGGGAUAGAAAUACGUCCCCAACGGGUAGUGCUCACCAUCGAUCACCUACGACAAACGACCCGACUGUGGCACCCGCCCCCAGCGUCGAUGGGCAUCGUGGACUGGGGCCGGAGGCGAAUGCUACGGAAGAAUGGCUGUCAUCGACACAUCUGUCUUCGGAAUCUUAUGGGUUUUUGAACGGCGCGGGUUGGAGGGAUGGUUCUCUGCCACGAAUGUUGGACUUCUGGAACGGAGUCGACUUUGCUGGUCAAAGUGCUCAGACUCCCUCGGCUUCAAAGAUGGCACCCAUCGCGCAGACGCCGGGGUCGUCUUCGACCUCAACAUCGCUCAAAUACCCUGUGUUACAACCAUUGAUGCCAUUUCUAGAGGGCACUUUAUCCCGACGACUGGUCUUUGACCUUUUGGAGCUCUACUUUACCAGCGCGUUCUCUACUCAUAUGCACCCGGUCUGCCAUCACAUCCACUGCUAUGUCCUACGAAAAGCGUCCUUCUUGACAACCGAUACUCCCCGGCCAACCAGCCCGGCGCUGUUGGCAAGUAUGCUCUGGGUAGCAGCUCUGGACGACCGCGCCUUUGCUUUAGCCAUUUCCCCGCCGCAGCGUAAAAAGAUCUGUCAGUUCUUAUGCGCGCUGACCAUCCGACUGCUGCGGCCAUUGAUCCAUGCUUCUUUUAAAGAACAGGACAGCUCUGCACCUCGCGAUGUGCCUUAUGCUGCCGUCGGUCCAGAAUGCCCACCUGUAGCUACCAUGCACCAUCCCUCUACAGGAACUGGAGACGACCGGGGCCUAGUAGGCCCGGCUGGCUCUCUGGACGACGUCAUUACCUAUAUUCACGUUGCCUCGAUCAUCUCCUCCAGUGAGCAAAAGGCGGCUAGUAUGAGAUGGUGGCAUGCAGCAUUUACCUUGGCCCGUGAGUUGAAAUUGAACCAGGAGAUUGAGGUGGUACCAGAUAUGGACAGUAAUCCAGAAGGAUCGAGCCCACCCUUCGACGACUUCUUGCCCGGCUGGGGCGGCAUCGAUACCGGGAACUGGACCGACACCUUCAAUCCGGCGCGUCCUAGCUUAAACUGCGUUUGCGAUCGCGGACGUGACUGGCAAGGUACCCUCACCGAAGAACAUCGCGAGGAGCGCCGCCGGACGUGGUGGCUGCUAUACAUAAUGGACCGCCAUUUGGCACUUUGCUAUAACCGACCGCUGGCCCUGCUCGAUGCUGAGAGCGAGGAUCUCCUGCUCCCUUUGGAUGAAGGUACAUGGCAGGCAGGCAAUGUUCACAGCAAUAGUCCCAAGUCAGACGGUCCUCAAUGUCCACUUUCUGGCGAGAAGAACCGGCGACGUCUGUUUCCCAACUUCAUUUGCCAUGAUCACUCGAUUUUCGGCUUCUUUCUUCCUCUCAUGACGAUAACAGGCGAGUUAAUCGACCUGAAUCAGGCGCGAAAUCAUCCCAUGCUUGGGCUGCGAGUGCAGGGGAAGGAAGCCUGGGAUAUUCACAUCAGUGAAGUCCUGCGACAACUCGAAAUAUACAAGGCCAGCCUCACGACCUUCGCUGCUGCGGCGGCUACCGACCCAGAAGUGCCUGUGUCGGCAGCCUUUCCCUCAGAUCCCAAAACGGACCGACCGCCCGUCAUGGAUCCGUCGCUUUCUCAGGCAUACUCGUGGCAUACGCAGACUGUUAUCGCUUAUGCAUCUUAUCUAGUGCAUGUCCUUCAUAUCCUCUUAGUCGGGAAGUGGGACCCCGUGUCACUCAUCGAGGACAAGGACUUCUGGACAUCGUCGCCCGCAUUUGCGUCCACCAUUUCCCACGCUCUCGACGCAGCCGACUCCGCAGACCAGAUUUUACGAUUCGAUCCUGAUGUUAGUUUCAUGCCAUACUUCUUCGGCAUCCAGCUUCUCCAAGGCAGCUUCCUGCUCCUGUUGAUCGUGGAACGUCUGCAAAAGGAAGCUGGCGAGGGAAUCCUGAACGCUUGUGAAGUGAUGAUCCGUGCCACAGAGUCCUGCGUCGUAACUCUUAACACCGAAUACCAGAGGAAUUUCCGGCAGGUAAUGCGGAGUGCCGUGGCCCAGGCUCGCGGACGUCCUGUUGAUCAUAGUGAGAUUCGUCGACGACGUAAAGCAGUAUUGGCUCUUUAUCGAUGGACGCGGAAAGGGACUGGGUUGGCUCUAUGA